AAACCGUACUCCACGUAGUAGUACAAAUAACUGGCUUUAAGACCUCACCAUACUUGCUUUGAAAAAUUGUUUGUAUGAUGAUAUUCUCAAUAAUUUAAAAACCGUACUCCACGUAGUAGUACAAAUAACUGGCUUUAAGACCUCACCAUACUUGCUUUGAAAAACUGUUUGUAUGAUGAUAUUCUCAAUAAUUCUGAUGGUUGUUUGGAAUUAACAAAUUUAUUGUGAUCAAAGUGGUCGGCCAGUUAGCUGUAUAAUACCUAUUCCUUGGAGGCCGGACGUCGUGUAUAACCAGCAAGAGCUCUAUAUUUACACGCUACCCCAGAAGUAUUAUAUGCCAAAUUUUAGAAGAUGGCCUGUAAUACAUCUGCGGCUCCUGACGGACUCAACCAAUCCGAAUUGCUAUGCCCUCUUCCUCGAAACAUCACAAACUUAAAGGAUGUUGUGUAUUACCCGUGGACGUGUUAUUACACUUCGUCCAUCCUAAUUUUUUCCUUCCUUGGGUUAGUGGCGAUCGUCCAUCACUUUAUUGCAGCUCGUGCUGAAGCCGGAUGCAAUAUCAGCAAGAGACACUUCACUCGAGCCUUUACCCGACUAUGGCGGGAUGGAGAUAUUCGAGGAUUUUGCGUGUUUUGUUUGAGUAUGAGGUCGCUGGCCAUCAAUUUCUUCGUUCCAUACAUGUCAAUCAACAACGCAAUUCUAAACCAUGGAUGGUGCCGCACCCCUACACAGGAUAGCCUACAUUGGACGAAACGUGACCUUGCCGUGAACUGCUGCCUACUAAUUCUCCUGUUGAUCAAGCCAUUUGAAGUAACUUUGCAAGCUACAUUCCGUUUUCUCCGGAAAUGUCUGUGCUGCCACUACCACGUUGGACUAAUCGACACAUAUAAAAAUUUUAAAGAUCGAGACUAUCUAACAUCGAACCUCUGGCGUGCCUGCAAGGACUGGGAAUUCGUGGCUGCCUGUGCCAAUCUGCCGCUUAUUGGGUUGCAAAUUCGUGAAAUGUGCUACGGUGUCGAUUGCAACAAGCCAAUCACAUACUGGAACAUGUCGCUGACAAACUUGCAGUUUCUGCGGAUUUUCUGCGUUACAUGGCUGUGUGAUGAAAUAAUUCGAUUUUUUCCCAAAUUAAAAAUAGCCGUGGGAACUAUAAUGCGCAGAGUCACAUGGAUUGCAUGCUCGUUUCUGGCUUUUGCAGCGUGGAUACAUUUGGUGGAGGUCCUGGGCGAUCCGUGGGUUUCUACGUACAACGGCCAGAAGGAUCUGCCGUACUGGCGGCUAGUUGCCUUUCUCUAUGGAAAGCUAGUGCUGUUGGAUGUCACUUCAACACAGCUGAACACAGCUAUCUCCAAGAUAUCGGUUUAUCUUGCGCAAGCGCUUGCACUGGUGUUCCUUGUUCAAAUUAUACCGGAAAUGCUGAAGAAGCUUCCAAAAAUCCUUCAGAUGCGCUCCUUCAGCACUAUUUACUGGAAUAAAAGCGCUAAGUAUGUCCUAUUGCUUGGGUCUGUAAACCCGGACGCUGUGGCUCGGUUUGCCCAAAGCUUCUGCAAAACCAAUCCAAAAGAAAAAAUUCUUGUGCUGCUAGAUCCAGAGGCAUCCGAUGAGGCUACGGAAAAGAUGGAUACAGUUGCUGGAAGGUACAAACAUUUCCUCACGGUUAUCAGCGGAUCAGUUUUCCAGAACAAAGACUUCAAAAAAAACAUUUCGGCGAAAUGCCAGUGUGCUUUCUUCUUUGCGAACGAAAGCGCUCAGAACCAUAGAGACGAGGAUAACUGCAAUUUUCUUCGUGUUCACACACUGAAGCAGCACUAUCCUGAUCUGCGGGUGAUCGUGAAAGUGUUGGUAUUCGAAAAUAAGGAAAGAUUUCGGAACAUUCCUAACUGGCAUAAAGACAACUGGUGGAAAAAAACCAUAAGCAGUAAAAAUGGCAGGGAAUGUUGGGUUGAACUACAAGCCGAUCGCGUUAUUUGCACAGCAGAAAUUCAAUUUGCUCUUUUGGCACAACGCUGUCUCGCACCGGGAAUAUCUCAAGUCGUGCAUAACUGGUUUGACUUAUCAGACCAUUCCGAGAACGACACCAUCCGGACGAUUGUGUUACGCAGUCGCAUCGGUCUACAUUGGACAAGUGCUGGAUGUGCAGCGCAACCAGAUGAGGCCACUGCCAAUACCCGGCACAGGUCAUCACCGUGGCGGAGAUGUUUCCGCAAACAGGGCACACAGCGGCGGCAACAAAAUGGGGAUGCCGAAGCACAUCAACUUAAUGCACCGCUUUUGAACAACGGAAUGAACGAAAACUUGGUUCAUGGAUUUGAUCACGUGGAAGAUGCAAGGACAAAGUUUCAACUCCUCUGCCGAGCGACUCUGUUUGCUAUGCUGUCUGACGGUGAAUUGCAUUUACACCCCCCGGCAUAUCUUCACCUCCGAUCCGGCUCAAAAUUAUUCUUGAUAACAAAAACGAAACUCAAGAAACUGUAUGCAGUUUUGUGCCCUAAUUGCUGGGAGAUUUCUGGCAAACGUCAGAAGCUUGCAACAGUCCCCGAAUCGACCUCGACCAGCAAACUGGAGCUUGAGUUCCCAAUUGGAACUGAAGGGAAGGAGGCUAAUAAGGACACCGUUUGUGAUAUUACUGGACAAUAUAACGUGUACUUGCUACCCCGUACGGAAAUGGUAUCAAAACAACCACGCGGAAUGGAAGUGCUGAAACCUGUACCUGUUCAUCACGUAAUUGUCUGCGUUGUGUCAGACCGGGAUCCCUCUUCAGUCGGGUUGGUCAAUUUUAUUAAGCCACUACGUGCUGUUCAAGAGAUCGACCCACCCCUUAUUGUUGUCUUGGCCUCUAAAGAUUUCCUGGAGAAGGAAUGGGUGGCACUUGACGAUUUUCCCAAUAUUGAGUUUGUUGAGGGCGAUCCGCUUAAUCACGAUCAUCUUCGUUACAUCAGUAUCGAAACGUGCCGGAUGUGCGUCAUCGUAGAUGCCAGUGAGCGUCCGAAAGAGGAGUCGGAUAAGUGGCAACAGUCGAAUAUUGAUUUAAUUUGGCCAAUCCUUCCGAAGCAUUUCUAUCGGCAUGUGAAUGCUGUAUUAGCAACGGCGUCAGUAGCAGAAUAUCUGAAAGGAUUUCAUAAACCAAGCAAACUGAUCGAGGAGACUACGCAAGCUAUAUCGGCAUACGCCUGCAAAUACUGUGCUUCUGACGGCAAAGUACCAGAGGGGCGCAGAGAAACGAUCAAAAGGGCUCUCACUGAUUUCAUAGAGCUCAACCGUGGGCAAGUAGUAACGACUACAAAACGUAUAGCUGAAAAUUUGGAAACCAGUCUUAUAACCAACGAACCGCUAUCGCAAUACUUAAAAAGGCUAAGAGAAACCCACGGGAAUAACGAUUCUGAAGAUGCCACUAGACUUGUUUUCCAAAAGUUUCGCAACUUUUCCGAAGAAGCAUCGCACAACACUGCGAUAAAACUCGCCAUGAAUGACAUCUUAUUACAACUCGCCAUAAAUGACUUUUUAAUUCGGAGCGAAAAAUUUUUAUAUUCUGCGACACGCGACAUAACGGACCAGCUAACAGGAUUGUAUCACCCAACUUAUAAACCACCGGACAGAUUUGCCAUAGCAGUAAAUCAGCUGAUCAGCUAUACUUGGCCUCUAGCCCUUAUUUACAGAUUAGGCGUCCCUCUACAAAAGAUAGCAUUGGCGUUAACGGAAUUUCAGGAAGAAUGCUUAAACAUAUUGAAAGUAUCGUCAAAUAUUCUAAACAACAAGAUGCUAGUGUUUCGCAACUGGGCAGCAAUUGGGUCGAACAGCGGCAGUCCAGAAAUCAGUUUCACCUUAAGUGGCCCAGUGGCAAAUACGUCGCAAUCCAGUGAAUCAAACCAGGCGCACGACAUGAGCGGACUAUUUGCAAAUGGCACCACGAUAGCAACAACGCCGUCGUUAACAAUCGCUGAUGGCAAGGAGCUUCGCGACCGGGCUGCGCAAGCCAUCACUUCAAUAAUAGAAGGCUUCCGAGAAGUAAACGACAGAUUGUUCAACAAAGCUCGCCUUUGUCAGCCAUAUGGCCCACUAUCGACAUACGCGUCAGAUGCCAUAGAAAGAGUAUGGAAAAUCCAUUAUGGAGUAGAUGGUCCCCUUCCUCUCGAAAGCUUUAAUGAAUUACUGUUUCGCGCACUGGAAAGAUAUCAGCUAUCAGCGAAUGUGCGAACAGUCAUAAAAGAUGUUAUCGAGCGACUCUUUCAGAAAAAGGCAGAAUUGUCAGACAUUGCAGCAAAACGUGUUUUGUCUAUCUUACAAGCACUAUGCCCAUCAACUAUCGACUUGAACACACACGUCAACCUAAAGGACCUAAUAAAAACAAAUUUGAUUGCAUUUGGGGACCCUUACGACUCUCUGCCUAAGCCUAAGGAAACAGAAACAGCUGUAAAGGCACUUUUGGUUUCUCUGCGACAAGCCCGUGAUCCUGUGCCUGAAGAGAUUAUCACCUGCCUAAGAUUUACUACAGAUUACGAAGCUGUUGCUCUCAUAUCCUGGAAAGGUAAGGAAAUGGAAAACUGGACGCAGUCAUACGUGUCACCCGAUUGUGCUCCACCGCAGCUGAUUGACGGCCUUAUGUUAAAGUGCUACUACGAUAAAGACAUCUUGGACGCAGUCCGGCUUUUUCUGCUCGGAGGUUACAAAGACGGUUUCGGAAGUCCCGGCAACAAAAAAUCUCGUGGUUGCCAGUACGCGGGAAACCAAACAAUAGUUCGGAGGGCUUGUUAUUCGUCGAUCCGCAGUCCAAAUGGCACUGCCGCGGCAGGGUUCAAUAUACAGUGCCCUACUUUGUCCUCCUUCCACGAUAAGGCGCUGGAGCACGCUUUCGAAAAUAUACGCAAUCACAGCGACUCCAAAUUUAAUCUGAUACUACAAAGAGACGAUGAUUACGAUAGCUUUAUCCGGCGCAACAAGAAAUACGCGAUUAUUGGAAGGCAACCGACAACUUGGGCAAAUGGAACCUAUAUGAAAGACAACAAUGGAAUGCAACAGUCUGGGGAAAGAAGCAAUAGCGAGCUUCGUUAUGGCUUUGAGGAUUACAAUUAUUUCGUACUCGAGCAACCUUUUUUCGUUGAUGCGCGUACUCGACUCCUGCUUGCAAUAAAAAAGCGCUUGCAGGAGGAAAGCCCUCCAAACAAUGACGCAGAUCGAAAGGAUAUCCUUGACAUGUAUGCUCAGCUGGAGAUCCUUCCCAAACAGUUACUCCAAUUAAUGGAAAAUGGUAGCAGCACAAUGCCCGGCGCUAAUCGGCCUGAUUAUUAUCAGCGAUGGGUUAUAGUUUACUACUGGAUCAUGCUAAGACUUUCCCAAGAUGACAAGUUUAAAGAGAGAUAUGCGCGACUAUUGCCAUCGAACGCCGAAGCAAUUGCCGACGUUGUCUUGCAGCACAAUCACGUUGGAGUGGGUGCAGGAAGCGGAGUUAUCUGGAAACUGCCGAAGGUCAUCCACGAAUAUCUCUCGCUCGUAUUUGACAGAAUUGAAGCCCCGGCCAAUACUGCGUACUUCUACAAACAAAGCAAAGAUUUUGCAGGAAAAGUGCUUUGGCGCGAUAUAGCUCCAAUUGUUGACAAACUUUAGUUCGCCCCGACGUUGGAGCCAAUGUGCGAGCUCAAGACAGAAAGAAUGUGUUUUCAUGGCAGCAUGAGGGAAGGGUGAUGUUGCCAAACGAAGUCUGCGUGAACUGUCCAGAUUGCAAUUUAUAAAAAAAAGAUUCUAAGUUGCGUACUGUUCAACCAAAUAUCAUAAGAUAAUUCUAUCCUGCGCAGAAUCGCCCAAAGAGAUAUUUACCUACUGCUUUCCAAUUUAAAAUUAUUGCUUUACGCUACGCAGAAAAUUAUAAUCGACAGAUUCAUCGAUCCUGGGUAAAAACCUGAUGGGAGAUUCCGCCGUUUCUCGAAGAAGAACAAGGGAGUUGCGGACAACUAGUGUCCGCAACUCACUUGUUCUUCUUUCAACUCAACUCUCUCAACGUUCAACUCUCAAUACAAGUUAUACAACCACGCACAUUGUAGCGUAAUCCGUAAGUAAAAAUCUUUUUAAUUAGCGUUCUUCACAGACUCUGUGCAGGCUCCUUUGAACCUGAAGUUAAUUUGCUGCAUUGUUUUUCUUCCAGUGAUAACUGAUAAGCUGAUAUGUUCCGGUGGCGCAUCAUUAGGGAUAGUGCCAUAGUUUUCCAUUUUAUCUUUGACAGCUUGAUUUGUGCGGUACGGGUGCCAGGGGUUUUAUGCCGAAAAUAGGUGUGCCUGCAGCGCGAA
Paramacrobiotus metropolitanus is the source of this 6278-nucleotide messenger RNA. RefSeq lists its product as uncharacterized. The transcript has 17 exons. NCBI's taxonomy places the organism in Eukaryota, Metazoa, Tardigrada, Eutardigrada, Parachela, Macrobiotidae. The coding region runs from base 352 to 5601 and encodes 1749 amino acids. The record is from RefSeq and is a predicted model, not a curated record.